Phlebotomus papatasi is the source of this 4637-nucleotide messenger RNA. RefSeq names its product vesicular glutamate transporter 1 (gene VGlut). The record is from RefSeq and is a predicted model, not a curated record. Gene Ontology annotation, cellular component: synaptic vesicle membrane; excitatory synapse. Gene Ontology annotation, molecular function: L-glutamate transmembrane transporter activity; neurotransmitter transmembrane transporter activity. Gene Ontology annotation, biological process: regulation of synapse structure or activity; monoatomic anion transport; transmembrane transport. The transcript is spliced from 8 exons. The coding region runs from base 678 to 2435 and encodes 585 amino acids. NCBI's taxonomy places the organism in Eukaryota, Metazoa, Arthropoda, Insecta, Diptera, Psychodidae.
AAAAGCACACUUCCGUCGCUCGAGGAAGCUCCUCCUCUUGACGCCAUUGGAGGAUGUGCCAGCACCAUCCUCUGACCAGGACUCACCACAGACGGCCACUGCGUCGGCGCUGCUCCAGAGAGAAAGGAACAGACGAUGGCGACAACUACGUGGGCGAGAGAUGUGUUCAGGAGUGUGGAAAAGAGAGGCAACGCCAGCAGAUCCCAGUCAACUGCUAACUGUGACGAACCGUGCUCCAAAUUCCUGGACACAGACAGAGCACAGCUUGGAGCAAGGAACCUCUGUCUGCCUGUCUAGUGUGUGGUGUUACUCAGUUCAGUGCUUAUUGUUAUUGUAAAUUUUUAGGAUAUUUUUAGUCACAGUUUUUUUUUUACUUUAAUCCACAAGCAUUUCUGACUUUGCACCAAGUGAAGUGUUUCUUUAGUUUAUGAUUUUUUUUUCUGUUUCGACCAUUCUUUUCCACCCUAGAUCGAUCAGGCGCCAUCUAAUGUGCCACCUAAAAGAACUAGUUCAUUGAUAGGGGCUGCCAGGAUUUGCACAACUCUGCGAACGAGUUAAACACUCAAACUAAAAAAUGGAUAAAUAAGACUAGACAGUUCACCAUAAGAAUCAUCUUAAAGCCAACUCUCAUAUCCGGCUCUCCCCAGUAACAUCACCAGUUGGACUAACCACAGAAGAUGCAAGGAUUUUCGAAUUUUAAGGAUCGUGCGACGGGAGUUUUCGGCGGCACUCGUUAUGAGAACUUCGAGAUGCCAAAACAUGGGUACGAGCAGAUGGAAGAAGGCACAGGGGCUAUUGGAGGUGGGUACGCAGAUCAGGUGCCGGAGUCUCCAAUGUCCUACGAUGACUACGAACGUCCUCCUUUGCGGCACAUAGACAAAUACGUGAGGGCCGAGUGUCCCUGCUUCAAAACAAUUCGCUACACAGUUGCCCUGAUGACGUGCCUGGGCUUUAUCAUCUCCUUCGGAAUGCGCUGCAACAUGGGGAUGGCUAAGCUCAAGUCUGAGUCUGCCAAUGUGUCCGUCUUCAAUUGGACCGUCGGCGUUGAGAGUGCCGUUGACUCAUCGUUCUUCUGGGGUUAUCUCGUAACGCAAGUGCCUGGUGGAUUCCUGGCGUCAAAAUUUCCCGCUAAUCAAAUCUUUGGUACGGCCAUAGCUUGCUCCAGCUUCCUCAAUCUCCUAGUUCCAGGCGCCACAAUGCUCCAUCCUGGCUUCAUAAUCAUCGUCCGAAUGCUUCAAGGUCUCGUUGAGGGUGUCACUUAUCCCGCCUGUCAUGGUAUCUGGCGCUUCUGGGCUCCACCCUUAGAAAGAUCCCGUCUCGCUACAAUGGCCUUCAGUGGAUCCUACGCCGGUGUCGUGAUCGGAAUGCCCAUGUCCGGAAUCUUAAGUGGCUGGAUCAGUUGGCAAGCUGCCUUCUACUUUUAUGGCGUAAUGGGCAUGAUAUGGUAUACCGCUUGGUUAUGGUUGGCCUUCGAAAAACCCCGUUCCCAUCCAGCCAUUACAAUUCAAGAACUGAAAUACAUUGAGAAAAGCCUUGGCGAGACUAAUCCAUCACCCUCAAUGCCAACCAUAAGUUCCACACCCUGGAUGGAAUUCCUUAGAUCGAUGCCAGUCUAUGCAAUAAUUGUGGCAAACUUUUGCCGAUCGUGGAACUUCUAUCUCCUAGUUCUGUAUCAGAGCGCCUACCUUAAGCACUCCUUUAACUUUCGUAUUGAAGAAACCGGAAUGCUAGGGGCACUUCCUCAUCUCAUCAUGACCAUAAUUGUGCCCUUUGGAGGUAUUCUGGCAGAUCGUUUGCGGAAGUCUGGUGUCUUGUCUACAACGAAUGUAAGGAAGCUCUUCAACUGCGGAGGAUUUGGUCUCGAAGGCGUCUUCUUUCUCGUUGUAGCUCAUGCAAAGACAGCUACUGGUGCUAUUACAGCUCUUACCAUUGGAGUAGCUUGUAGUGGAUUUGCCAUUUCGGGAUACAAUGUCAAUCAUUUGGAUAUUGCACCUCGGUAUGCAAGUAUUUUGAUGGGUCUGUCCAAUGGAAUAGGAACCAUCGCCGGACUGAUUUGUCCUAUAGCAAUAGACUACAUUACAAGAGAUAAGCCAAAGGAGUGUUGGUCCACGGUAUUUACAAUAGCUGCAACAGUUCACUUAAUUGGUAUUACAUUCUAUGGAAUAUUUGCAUCGGGUGAACUACAACCAUGGGCUGAACCUGUUGUAGAAGAGAAGAAAGUCUGGACGCCAACAACUGCCGGGUUGACCAAGGAGACCACCUUUAAUGAUCCAUCACAGGAAAUCAGUAGUACAACCAAAUCUGUCAGCUAUGGUGCUGUUGAACAUGUAGCGGGUAAUCCCUUUGCCUACCCGAGCACAAUUGCAGAGGAACCCGUUCAGCCUGAACCCAGGGACACCUAUUUACACGGUGGUGUCGACGAAAGGACAUAUUAGAAACGAUUUCAAAUCAUUGAACCAUAACACAACACAACUCAUAUCUACUCAUUAACCUCACUAUUUGAGUUUAUCACAUGUUAAUCCCCUUUUUACUCAAUGUUAACCUCCAUUUUAUAGUUUAAAGAAAAGAAAAAAAAUAAUGAAGAGAUGUAUUUAUAUUUAGGACAUAAAUUUAGAUUUUUGUGAUCUCAUCGCUGUGGUGACAAUAUUUGAUUCAAUUGACAAGAAAAUGAAUAUAUGCAGAAGAAAAGAAUAUUUUAAAUGUGUUUAUAUUCUGUAUCAUACUUAUGGUUAAAGGUAAAUAGAUGGGAGGAUGUAGGCUGGAAGACAUAUAACAUGUGUUAAUGAUUUAAUAAAAAAAUGAUGAAUAUAAAAAAAAUCGAUAUAGAGAAAACAUGAAUUAUAAGGAAGAAGCACCCUGCUUAAGCAAUUAUCUACUUAGAUAGUACAUAAAUGAUAAUAUUAUGAUUUCUGAAAGGAAUAUACAACUUUAGAAUACUUGAGUAAAUGUACAUUAAAUAGCAACUUGUAUAAAUAAAUUCAAUAUCAAAAUUACAAAGCUCACAAUAAUGACUUCUAGAUACAAGGUAAAUAUGCACACAAAUCACUGUUACAAAUUCUGACAAUAGACAAAAAACCAGGAGACAGAUACCUACUGCUACACAAUAUAUCCUGCCUCUAAAUAUUGCAGAAAUUACAAACAUGAUUGUAUAUAUACUGUCUAAGUAUCUUGUUCUAGAUAGUCCUAGUAUUAAGAACUAUUUAUUGAUAUGAAGUAGAAUAGCAUGACAAAGUAGCAAAAAAUAAAUAGUAUUAGAAAAAGAUGAAAAGACAUUGUACUAAAAAAAUGCUGGAUAAUAAAAACAGAUGCAUUUGUUACUUAAAGCACUCUGAUAGGUAUGUAAAAUGUAAAUUUAACAACUAAAGAGUCAAUUUGGAGCCAUGUAAAGAGAGUAUAGCCAUUAUUUGACUAUAUUUCUGUGUUAAAAUCUUCUUUUUGUAAGAUACACCCCCCAAAUAAACAUUUUUCAUUUAAUUGACAGGUCGGGCUUAGUGUAAUAUAAUUAGUACUAAAAAAAAAGUUCGAAGAUUUUAGAUUUAAUUUUUUUUUCAGUAAAGCGCACACAUCAUUCAAUGCACUAAUUCUCAUCAUCAUUUUGCACAUUAGACAUAAACAUUGUGUUCUCGAUUGUUAAUGAAAGCAAAUGACGGUAGUAUUAAAAAAAAAUAUAUGUACUAAUGAUAAGGUUAUAAAUAUUUGAGGUGUUCUCACUCUCAAAGGCUGUGUUGACAAUAAAAAAAAACAUAAAGUAUCGUGGAAAAGAUAUUAUAGCUAAUAUUGAAAGGGCCACUUACUUGAGGCAUAACAAUAAAAAAAUGACGAAUGUAAAUUUUACAAGUAGAUGUAAAAAAACAAUCAAUAAUAUUUAUGUACUAAAAUUUUUAGUACUUAGAAUUUAUUUAUAUUUUUUAUUCUUGUUAAUGGUUGCAUAUCUGUUGAUUUUCUUUUUCGAUUUAUAUUAGCAAAUUCUACUAAAUUUAGUACAUCUUUCCAGGUUUUAGUACUGCAUAUUUUAUUUUUUAGAAACUAAAACUUGAGAUUUUAAUUCGAGAUAUUAAAAAUUUCUCAUAAUUACUUGAUAUUUGUUUAUUGAAAAUUCUCAUGACUUAUUUUUUUAGUUACGGAUUCAAUCACAUUCGUGUUACAGUUCAUUUGGAAUAGUUUAAAUAAUACCUCCUCUACUGUUCCAAAAUACAAAAAUUGCACUUUACGGGUUAUUGAAUUAUUUAACAUCUUGUUUAUACAUAUGUAAUAAUACUAUAAAGACUUUGAGUACUAGGUUAAUGAGUGUAAUUUUCAAUGAAAGCGUGCAGUGACGAGACAAUAAACUACCUUGCUGUUUUGCCAAUAAACUGAUACCACAAAUACAUGAAGAAGAAAAUCAAAUUGAAAGCAAAAUGGCAAGGUCUUAAAGUAAAUCUAGUUGAUAAGUAGAAAUUGGUGAUAGGCGUAAUUAUGUUUCAAUUUCGUUGACUUUAGCUAAGGUUAACCUAAGACAGAAAGAAUAGAUUGUAAGAAAAUUGUAAAACCAAAAAACAGGGUGCAAAUUAGUAUCACCCUCCCUAAAUAUGAAGCUUCCUUCCUAAAAAACAAAAUUAUAAAAUGUAAAAGAAAUCAAUUCAAACUUAAAAAGAAAA